Molecule: messenger RNA, 3645 nt
Organism: Anoplopoma fimbria (sablefish)
Lineage: Eukaryota; Metazoa; Chordata; Actinopteri; Perciformes; Anoplopomatidae
Gene: il10ra
Product: interleukin 10 receptor, alpha
Exons: 7
Coding region: 192-1907 (571 amino acids)
Molecular function (GO): protein binding
Source: RefSeq, a predicted model, not a curated record
GACACCACAUCAGUGAGAGAACAGCUGCUUCACCACUGGAUACAUUUAUGAACCUUUUUAUGUUAAUCUGAACUGUUACGUGGACUCGCUGUAGAGGAAAGAUGUUUCAGUCUGAUUUGCUUCACUGAUGAUUGAAAUAAGGGACUUUUUUGGUGGCUACUGCCUGGAUUUUGAUUCUCCAGCUACCAGACAUGGAUAUGACCAAUAAGACACUACUUUCUGUCUUCCUGAUCAUCUGUGUGUCAGGACUGGACGUCCCUCGGCCUGACGAACUGGAUGUGAAUAUUAUGGAUGGGGAGGUAAUUGUACUUUGGAAACAUCCUGCGGACGCCCCAUCAAACUCCCACUACAAUGUACAAAUGGCAAAGUACACUGAUGAAUGGGCCGAGGUGGCCAGCUGCACCGGGAUCAAAAAGACCUACUGUGACCUUAGCAGCCUUAUACAUGACUAUCGUUGUGGAUACAAGGUCAAAGUUCAGCUAGUUGCAGGAGACGACGUUUCUGCGUGGAAAGCCAAAAGAUUUCUCCCAAGUAAAAGUGAUUUGCAGCCUCCCUCCUUCACCUUGUGGGCAACUUCCAGCACUCUGACUAUUUAUGUUCACCAAAAACCCAUUCUGAAAAAACUCUUUCCUUAUGGGCUCACCUACACCAUAUACUUGGAGGAGAAAGGACAACAUAUAAAGAACACCACAGCAUACCUGAACGAUAACGAGGAGGAGGAUCAGAGGAUUAAGACUUUCAGUUCUCUCCGCUGGGGGCGAGAAUACUGUGUCAGCAUCAAAGUAGAGGGCAUUGGAGCUCUGUCCACCAGCAGUGUGUCCACUAAACAGUGUCUGCACCUACCAGAGCAAGAAUGGUUCGUGAUAGCUGUGUCAUCCUUAUCUAUUCUGGGUGUACUGGCCAGCGUUGCUAUUAUGGCAACUUUUCUCCAGUGUUACCUGAGACGUCCAGAGAAAACACCUGCUGCAUUGAAAUCCCCUUUAAGUGGCUGGCUUCCACUUUCUGUUGGAGAAGGGACUAUGGAGGUUGUUACAGACAAAGGAUGGUUCCUGUCCGCCGACAGAACAGAAGUGAAAAACUGUGUCAAAGAUCCGGUGACACAUGACACUGUAACAGAGGACGAUAGAGAGGAGGAGAGGAGGACCAGCAUGGACAGCGGCUUGAGCAUGGAGUCCAAUUCUGCUACAACCAGCGGAGGAAGUUGUCCAAUGAGACAAGAUGACAGUGGCUGUGGGAGUUUAGGAGAACAAGAGAGCUCCACUAGCUGUCAGACAGAUUACUCUCUAAAGGAUGAGAGGACUGAUACCGACGUGGCCAGGAAGAGGGAGGACAGUGGGUUGGGGCUGUGCUGCCAGCUUGAUUCUUCUUCUAUGAGUUUGGAUGGACAGGACAGUGGAUCUCUAAAGGUUGCUGGGUGUAAUUAUCGCAGCCAUAGCCCCUCUGCCGUGCAGAUUAAUGUCUGUGAUGAUGAGGAGCUGUUUAAACAGAUGCUUCCCGACUCAGUUUUGGCUGAAGUGGUCACAGGCUACAGGGCUGGGCUUCAAUCCUGUAUUUGUUUAGGAGCAGGACAGUGUACCUGGUGCCAUAAACAAGGACAUUAUGGAACUGAGGUUAUCAAACAAUACAGAGCUAUGUGUAUUGAAAAUGGACUACUGAGCAGCAAAUGUGAUUUUGUGGACUCUUACAAGGCGGGGCUUACAUUUUCAAGUUAUUCUAAAACAUCACAAAUGGACACUGUCGUAGUGGAUGACUUAGAAACAACUUUUGUACAACUGGGGGAGACUUUCCCUCUGCUAACAGCUCUAUCAACACUGCCCCUAGUGGACGGAGGACAGGACGGAGGACAGGACUUCAAUAUGAACAACCUAUCGCUCUCUCUCUGUGACGUACAGUUGAAGACCGACUGAAGCAAUGUGGAAUGCAACAACGCUAUUUAUAAAAAUCAUGCUGACAUAACCUCCAUACCUAAAUACUAUAUUUGAUCAUUUCCUUUCCUUACAUGACACAAUCAUUCAAAUAAAUAAUUUGAGUCACGGAAUAGCAGCAUAAGUCAGUAUUUGGGGGGGGGGUUCAUAUCAAUUAUGAAACUUUGUAUGAAGAAGGGGAAAACUGUGAGUAGAAAUAGAACAAGCCACAAGCUGUUAUUGAACAAAGGAAGAAAAUAGACGUUAGACCACACAGCUGCUGGCUGCUAGCUGUUGGUUGGAGUCUCAGGAGCUUCUAGAGAUGGAGAACAUAAGGUCAAAGACCUUAUUCAACCCUAUCACACUGGGUAUAUUUAAAACUGACUUAACUGCUGUAUGCCGGAAGUGAAACUGGUGUGGGGUGCAAUGCUGAGAAACAGUUUGACAGUUACGUACUCUUGGACAUUUUGCAACUACUCCUUGCUCUCACCUACGCCAACAAUGUCCGUAAGCAACCUGUAAAGUUUCUGAAAAGUAUAUAUUUAUCUUUCCAAUAUCCAAACAUUAGACAAAAUAAAAUACUUGUAAGCCAUUUUAAAUGUGUGGAAUAUCAAGGGGUGUCAAACAAAGGAGCAAACAUGUCUCUUGCUAUUUUCAAUGACAUGCAGGACGGUUGUCACAGAUAUAAAGCCAGAGACAUUCAUGUGCUUAUAGCCUAAACAGCAGGUCUGUCUUAAAUUAUUUAUUUGAUAUUCAUUGUGUAAUAUUGUGAAUGUGACUCGUCUAUCAUUAAAAGAAACUCUCUGGAAUGUUCUGCAAAUGUCACACAUUCACAAAAAAAACCCAACCAAAUGAAAUGAUGUUGAUUUCAGAAACAAUGAUUAGAAGACGCCCAGAAACAACAGGGUGAUACUCACUAGAAAAUAAACAUUACAUAUCACUUUGCAGUUCUCGGGAUCCCCAUAUGCAAAUUCUGGGUACAGGAACCAGAGCGGUGGUUUCGAAGCUUCUGAACUAAGAAACAAACACUUCCUCUUAUAGGCUUAAACUCAGUUAAAGAAAAUCCCGCUUCACAUUGAAUAGAGCAAAUAUUGUCAACAGGGCUGAAGUUUCAGAUACCCAACAUUUAUCUUAGAACUAUAAGUAAAAUCUUCACAUACGCUGUUAGGAUAUACCACUCUUGACAAAGUAGAUCCCUGCCAGUGGUGGGGAAAUCAUAUGACCUACUAAACAUACUUAACUAUAGGGGAAGUGAGACAGCUUUUGGCUUAUCCUAAAAAUAAAAACCUUCUUCUAACUGCAAAGACUCACUUUACUGGUUUUGACGUACGUGUUAACUGAUGAUCACCAAAUGGAGAUCAUAGUUAAUCUUCUUUCUUUUACCACUCCAUGUUUGGCUGCUGUUAGGAGGCCUUGUGGAAAACGUUUUCCGUUGAGCCCCUGCUAAUCCUACCACUACGUGGAGCGCUACCAGUACCCCAAUGCUAGAAUAAUACUUUAUGUGCUACUUUGUUGUAAUUUGAUUAAAAACAGACCUCUGCCUUGAUGAUUUUGAGGCAGGGACUCUACAAGAUGCAAUCACAAGAUUAACUAAUAACCUGGGACCUACCUUGGUUGACAUUUUACUUAAGAGGGACCAAAUAAAUAAAUAAAUUGCACUUAAUUAACAUAACAGCUUGUAUUUGAAGAGGACAGGCAGCUGUGCAAUUAUUCAUUGAUAUUAACAAUAUCUUAAAAUGAA